ACACCAUAACUUCUCUCUUUCUAUCACUUCUCCCUUCUCUCCAGUCUUCCCGCCCUCCAACCUUUCACACUGCCUCUCUCUCUCUCUGCUCCAAAAGAUGCGAGCAUGCGUCGGACAACAGGCGGUGGGGGGUGCGGUGGUGGUGGUGGUGGUCAUGGGCGGCCUUUGGUGGGCGACCUCACAACCCACGGCGCCCCCAGAGUGUAGGGCGUCUUUAGCUAGCCUGAGAGACACAUUGGUAAGAGCGAUCAGGGAGGAGGCACAGCGCAAGGACACCACUCACUUGCACCUGCCUACCAUCUAUGUUAUCACGCCCACCUACGCCAGGCCAGAGCAGAUACCGGAGCUCACCCGCCUUGGACAGACCCUGAUGGGGGUGCCAAGAGUACACUGGGUGGUGGCUGAGGACGCCCACGCCACAAACAUGAGGGUGGUUACCUACUUGAAGCACACCGCUCUGCCCCACACCUACCUUCUCACGCCCAUGCCUGAGGAGUAUCGGAACCAGACUAUGCAACCCAAGGGCGUGGCCAACAGGAACGGCGGCCUGGCGUGGGUACGGGCGCAGGCAACUGAGGGCGUGGUGUUCUUUGCGGACGAUGACAACGCGUAUGAUCUGAGGCUGUUUGAGGAGAUGCGGUACACCUCUCGCGUCUCCAUGUGGCCGGUGGGGUUGAUCAGCGGCAGUGGCGUGUCUAGCCCUGUGUUGAGGAACGGCCGCCUCGUGGGCUGGUAUGACGCAUGGAUAGGAGGCAGGACAUUCCCAGUGGACAUGGCGGGGUUCGCUGUGAGUGUGGAGUUCCUGUUGCAGCGUCCUGAUGCUACAAUGCCCUUCAAACCAGGCCACGAGGAAGACGGGUUUCUAAAGAGCCUUGGUACUAAACCGUCAGAUAUCGAGUUCAAGGCCGCUGAGUGUACACAGAUCUACGUUUGGCACACUCAGACAAGGAAGAACCGUCCCUACAGCAGACAGAUCCUAAGCCCAAAGUUUGAUGGGACCAACCUACGUGUGUUGCAAAAGGACAUAAUGCUCCAGCCAGGGUAACAGGUGGUGACAUUUUAUUUUAUUUAUUUUUUUUACAACAGCUUAAAAAUGUUGCGUUACUCUCUCACUCUCUCAAAAAGUUAAUAAAGGUUUAAUUUAUA
Messenger RNA from Portunus trituberculatus (swimming crab), 1146 nucleotides. RefSeq names its product galactosylgalactosylxylosylprotein 3-beta-glucuronosyltransferase P-like. The record is from RefSeq and is a predicted model, not a curated record. Gene Ontology annotation, molecular function: galactosylgalactosylxylosylprotein 3-beta-glucuronosyltransferase activity. NCBI's taxonomy places the organism in Eukaryota, Metazoa, Arthropoda, Malacostraca, Decapoda, Portunidae. Bases 98 to 1045 code for a protein of 315 amino acids. The transcript has 8 exons. Gene Ontology annotation, biological process: carbohydrate metabolic process; chondroitin sulfate proteoglycan biosynthetic process. Gene Ontology annotation, cellular component: Golgi membrane.